This is a messenger RNA of Schistocerca cancellata (South American locust), 2259 nucleotides long. RefSeq lists its product as uncharacterized. The transcript has 2 exons. NCBI's taxonomy places the organism in Eukaryota, Metazoa, Arthropoda, Insecta, Orthoptera, Acrididae. The coding region runs from base 1 to 2259 and encodes 752 amino acids. The record is from RefSeq and is a predicted model, not a curated record.
AUGAGUGCUGCCUUUGUGCAGAGUGCUGCCUUCGCAAGGAGUGCUGUCUUCGCAAGGAGUGCUGCCUUCGCAAGGACUGCUGCCGUCGCAAGGAGUGCUGCCUUCGCAAGGAGUGCUGCCUUCGCUAAAAGUGCUGCCUUCGCUAGGAGAACUGCCUUCGCUAGGAGUGUUGCCUUCGGUAGGAGUGCUGCCUUCGCACAGAGCGCUGCCUUUGCACGGAGUGCUGCCUUUGCACGGAGUGCAGCCUUCGCACAGAGUGCAGCCUUUGCUAGGAGUGCUACCUUUGCAAGGAGUGCUGCCUUCGCUAGGAAUGCUGCCUUUGCGCAAAGUGCUGCAUUCGCAAGGAGUGGUGCCUUCACAAGGAGUGCUGCCUUCGCUUGGAGUGCUGCCUUCGCAAGGAGUGCUGCCUUCGCAAGGAGUGCUGCCUUCGCUUGGAGUGCUGCCUCCGCACCGAGUGCUGCUUUCGCAGGGAGUGAUGCCUUCGCACGGAGUGCUGACUUAGCAUGGAGUGCAGCCAUCGCAAAGAGUGCUGCCUUCACAGGGCGUGCUGCCUCCGCAAGGUGUGCUGCCUUCCCAAGGGGUGGUGCCUACGCACGGAGUGCUGCCUUUGCAAAGAGUGCUACCUUCGCAAGGAGUGCUGCCUUUGCUCAGAGUGCUGCCUUCGCAAGGAGUGGUGGCUUCGCAAGGAGUGCUGCCUUCGCACGGAGUGCUGCCUUCGCACAGAGUGCUGCCCUCGCAGGGAGUGCUGCCUUCGCAAGGAGUGCUCCCUUUGCAAGUGGUGGUGCCUACGCACGGAGUGCAGCCUUUGCACAUAGUGCUGCCUUUGCAAGGAGUGCUGCCUUCGCAAGGAGUGCUGCUUUCGCACGGAGUGCUGCCUUUGCACAGAGUGCUGCCUUCGCAAGUAGUGCUGCCUUUGCUCAGAGUACUGCCUUCGCACAGAGUGCUGCCUUCGCAAGGAGUGGUGCUUUCGUAAGGAGUGCUGCCUUCGCACCGAGUGCUGCCUUCGCAGGGAGUGCUGCCUUCGCAAGGAGUGCUGCCUUCUCAAGGAGUGCUGCCUUCGCAAGGAGUGCUACCUUCGCUAGGAGUGCUGCCUUCGCUAGGAGUGCUGCCUUCGCAAGUUGUGCUGUCUGCGCAGGGAGUGCUGACUUCGCAAGGACUGCUGCCUUCUCUAGGAGUGCUGCCUUCGCAAGGAGUGCUAUAUUUAGAAAGUGUGCUGCCUUCGCAAGGAUUGCUGCCUUUGCAAGGAUUGCUGUCUUCGCAAAGAGUGCUGCCUUCACAAGGAGUGCUGCCUUCGCAAGGAGUGCUGCCUUCGCAAGGAGUGCUGCCUUCGCAAGGAGUGCUGCCUUCGCAAGGAGUGCUGCCUGCGCAAAGAGUGCUGCCUUCGCUAGGAGUGCUGCCUUCGUUAGGAGUGCUGUCUUUGCAGGGAGUGCUGCAUUCGCAAGAGGUGGUGUCUUUGGACAGAGUGCUGCCUUCGCUAUGAGUGCUGCCUUCGCACAUAGUGCUGCCUUCGCAGGGAGUGCUGCCUUUGCACAGAGUGCUGCCUUUGCAAGGAGUGCUCCCUGUGCAAGGAGUGAUGCCUUCGCAAGGAGUGCUGCCUUCGCAAGGAGGGCUGCCUUCGCAGGGACUGCUGCCUUCACAAGGGGUGGUGCCUUCGAGUGCUGCCUUCGCAAGGAGUGCUAUAUUAGCAAAGUGUGCUCCCUUCACAAGGAUUGCUGCCUUUGCAAGGAGUGCUGUCUUCGCAAGGAGUGCUGCCUUCGCAAGGAGUACUGCCUUUGCAAGGAGUUCUGCCUUCCAAGGAGUGCUCCCUUUGCAAGGAGUGCUGCCUUCAUAAGGAGUGCAGCCUUCUCAAGGAGUGCUGCGUUCGCUAGGAGUGCUGCCUUCGCAGGGAGAGCUGCCUUCGCAAGGGAUGGUGCCUACGCUCGGAGUGCUGCCUUUGCAAGCAGUGCUUCCUUCGCAAGGAGUGCUGCCUUCCCAAGGAGUGCUGCCUUCGCAAGGAAGGCUACCUUCGCAGGGGGUGCUGCCUUUCCAGGGAGUGCUGCCUUCGCAAUGAGUGGUGCCUACAAACGUAGUGCUGCCUUCGCACAGAGUGCUAAUUUUGCACAGAGUGCUGCCUUCGCACGGAGUGCAGCCUUCGCACGUAGUGCUGCCUUUACACAGAGUGCUGCCUUCCCAAGGAGUGCUGCCUUUGCAAGGAGUGCUGCCUUCACAAGGAGUGCUGCCGUCGAAGGAGUGCUGCCUUCACAAGGAGUUCUGCCUUAG